This is a messenger RNA of Lutzomyia longipalpis, 1040 nucleotides long. Its product is annotated as transcription factor HES-4-B-like. Gene Ontology annotation, cellular component: nucleus. The transcript has a single exon. Bases 599 to 1012 code for a protein of 137 amino acids. NCBI's taxonomy places the organism in Eukaryota, Metazoa, Arthropoda, Insecta, Diptera, Psychodidae. The record is from RefSeq and is a predicted model, not a curated record. Gene Ontology annotation, biological process: regulation of neurogenesis; anterior/posterior pattern specification; regulation of transcription by RNA polymerase II. Gene Ontology annotation, molecular function: DNA-binding transcription factor activity, RNA polymerase II-specific; RNA polymerase II cis-regulatory region sequence-specific DNA binding; protein dimerization activity.
UCUUGAAUAAAUUACGAGUGUCCUUUUGUUGGGAAUUUGAUACCGGAAUCUUCCUUCUCUCACACACUUUAGCUUUAGUUCCUUCAAGACGUUCCUCCUUGGUAUUCCGCCAAGGAGGGCGAUAUUGAGGAGCCGGAAUUUAAAUGACAAUUUACAGGAAAUGAAGUCACUAACCGAAUUUAACUGAUUUUUUCGAUGGGAAAAUUAGUUUUUUGCCAAGAAAUUUCAUUAAUUAAAUAAAUUUUGUGAAAAGAAAGAUAAUUUUCCGAUUUAUCUGUCCUUGCGGGAAAUGCUUCAAAAUUCCCUUUUCCUUGCCCCGGUGUGAGAAAGUGAUUCACAGAAGAAGGAACAAUGAGAAAUUGGGCGGAUCUCUGAGGUGAUUCCUCGGAAGCGCCGUGUUAAAGGAAAUAAAAACAGACAUAGGGAGAAGGGAACAUUUCCUGGGAAUAAAAAGACUUCAAUAGGCUCUCAAGUUGCUCAUUCCACGUCGAGACUCGGUACUUUAAACACGAAAUUAGCGAAGAAAUAAAAUUACCUGUUGAUUCUGAAAGUUAAAAAUCUCGUGCCAAAAGUGAGAGAAGAAGAAAUUUAAAAGAAAAUGGAUAUUCGGAAAAUAAGGAAGCCACUGAUGGAGAAGAAACGACGAGCACGUAUCAAUGAUUCCCUGGAUAUCCUCAAAGAGAUCAUCAUACGGAAUGCAGGGCUCUUUCCCACACACUACAGUCGCCCCACGAAGCUGGAGAAAGCAGAUAUCUUGGAGUUAACAGUGCAAUAUGUGAGGUUGCUGCAUGAGAAACUGGUAGCCACGGAGAGUGUCGUCAGUGACUGUGUCACAUCAACAACAUGCGAUGGAGCAGAGACCACAAUGCGUGCCCCUGUGAAAUUCAGAUUGUCUGAUGAGAAGGAAAACUUGCCACAGAUACUCAAUCAGCUACCAUCCAAGAGUGCCUUCCGGCGCAUUGAUACCAAUCCACUUCCAUCAAACUCCAAACAUUGGAGACCAUGGAGGUGAUCCGUGGAAUACACUGAAUUGUUUUUUU